Carica papaya (papaya) is the source of this 1786-nucleotide messenger RNA. RefSeq names its product transcription initiation factor IIA large subunit-like. The record is from RefSeq and is a predicted model, not a curated record. Gene Ontology annotation, biological process: transcription by RNA polymerase II; transcription initiation at RNA polymerase II promoter. Gene Ontology annotation, cellular component: transcription factor TFIIA complex. NCBI's taxonomy places the organism in Eukaryota, Viridiplantae, Streptophyta, Magnoliopsida, Brassicales, Caricaceae.
AUUCUUCUUUUCUGGUCCGCCCCUUCUCUCUCUAUCUUCUCUCGCCCUUGUCUCUCUCUUUUUUAGCCUUGUCUCUCUUUGUCUCUCACUCUGCAACGCCUUACAAACCCUAGACAAACCCUCUAUAAUUGGAACGUGUAAAGAGGUAUACCCUUCAUGCCUCUUCGUUUACUGUAUUUUCUCUCCUGAAUUUUCCCGAGAAAAUUAAAAUCCGGUUUUAGUUUUGUAGAGUAGAGCAUUUUUAUUUUCCAGGAGGAAAUAAGAGGAUCGGAGGAGCUGGAUAAUGGCAGCGUCGACGACGACCAGUGCCGUGUAUAUCCACGUCAUCGAGGACGUCAUCAACAAGGUCCGCGAGGAGUUCGUCAACAACGGAGGCCCUGGGGAUAGUGUCCUCACCGAGCUACAAGCAAUGUGGGAGAUGAAAAUGAUGCAAGCGGGAGUUAUAUGUGGUCCGAUAGAGAGGGGUUCGGGUCAGAAGCCACCACCACCACCACCACCUCCAAUCACGCCAGUGCACGAUCUUAAUGUACCGUACGAUGGGAGUGAGGAGUACGAGACUCCCACUGCCGAGAUACUUUUCCCUCCAACUCCUAUUCAGACUCCCUUGCCAGGUAGUGCCGAUAACUCAAUGUACAAUAUUCCUACUGGAAACAGCGAGUACCAGACUCCUGUAAGUGAGACCAGCAGCAAUACUGAGGUGAAAGGUGGCAGACCGAGCCCGUACACGCAAUCUCCUUCCCCAUGGACAAAUCAAAGGCCCCUUAGCGUUGAUGUUAAUGUUGCUUAUGUGGAAGGGCGGGAUGAGGCAGACAGAGGUACGUCCCAUCAACCAAAUCAGCCUCACCAGCCCCAUCAGCCCCUGACACAGGACUUCUUCAUGAUGUCUUCUGGGAAACGGAAACGUGAGGAAUUUUCUAAUAAAUAUAACAAUGGUGGAUAUAUUCCGCAACAGGAUGGAGCUGGAGAUUCAAUGCCUGAGACACUGGAGGUAAGCCAUGAAGAGGCUUCUGUUCUUGGCCAUGGAAGACUCACCACAGCAAAUAGAAGUGUUGGUAGGGGAUCUUUGAAGAUUCCUCAAGUGGAUGGUCCGAUUCCUGAUCCUUAUGAUGAUGUGCUUUCUACUCCCAAUAUAUACAAUUAUCAAGGAGUUGUCAGUGAGGACUACAAUGUUGUGAACACACCAGCUCCUAAUGAUAUACAGGCAGGUACUCCUGCGGUUGUUGCUCAAAAUGAUGCAGUAGAUGAUGAUGAUGAGGAGCUCUUGAAUGAAGAUGAUGAUGAUGAGUUAGAUGAUGUGGACCAAGGAGACGAGUUGAACACACAGCAUUUGGUUUUGGCUCAGUUUGACAAGGUGACUCGGACUAAGAGCCGAUGGAAAUGCACGCUGAAGGAUGGCAUCAUGCAUAUCAACAACAAGGAUAUUCUCUUCAAUAAGGCUACUGGAGAAUUUGACUUCUGAUUUUGUUAUGGGAAUGCCUAUUUUGCAAUCAGUUGCAAAUGUCUUAGUCACAAAUUCAGAGGAGUCUUUCGGCAUUCCAUGUUCUACUUUAAUCAUUAUUAAGUGAAAGCUUUGAGGGGAAGGAGAGAGAAUACUUGAUUUAGUGCAUUUUAAUACUGGGUUGGAUGGUUGGCCUAUUGUACAUAAAGGAAGAGCUUUUUCGCCUAAAAAAUGACUGGCUGCUUGAGGUGUUUCGUGAAAUCUUUUAUGAGGAAUUUGAAAUUCCAUUUAUGCUAUGUACCUGGGCAUUUUGGUUGAAUUAUGAAUCGCAGUGUUUGUUUACAUAUA